GGUGGCGCGCCAGCCGCUGUAGCCUAUAGUAAACAACAUGGCGACAGGCUUUGCAGGUCACGUAGCAAAUUCUGGAAUAAAGCAGCGCUACAUCCCAGACGAAGAUCCUGAAUAUGAUCCUUCGCUGCCGUAUGGAGGGAAAGUGUUUCUAGCGAGGAAAAAGAAGCCAGAUCCAUUUCACAUUCGUGCGUUUGAGGCGUUUGCCAUUUUUGCAACUGUGGCAUUUGCAAUCUACGCUUACUUCUACUUUGAUCACCUGCAUUUUCAUGUCACACAUGCAUACGCCCACCUGGGGUACCCCUCAGCACAACAUCAAGUUGGACAAAGAUACCUGCAUGGCAAGGGUGUGGACAAAGACCAUGAGAAGUCCAUGGAGUGGUUUCGGAAGGCUGCCGAACAAGGCCACGCUCAUGCCUCAUACAACCUGGCAGUGGGUCAUUUGAAGGGGAUCAAAACAGACCUAAAACCAGGUGAAGCCCACAAGUUGAUCCAUCAUGCAGCAUCGAAAGGGGUGAAGGAAGCUCACAAGGUUCUCAACAAUGUCUGCACACGUGGUGGAUGUACCAACUAGAUUUCUGAUGGCUUGCUGCAACUAAAUUCCUUGGAGAGCACAGUUUACUGAAAAUGAAUCUUUGCUUAGGCACCCAAAAUACUAAAGAUAGUUGUCCGGCCAUAAAAACUUUGUUGCUAUCGUUUUCUCACAGUUAUGUAGCUGAUCUGGUUGUUUUUCAUGGUUUUUAGUGAUUAGUUUUAUAAUAAUUAUGAAUUAUUGAAACACUUUAUGUAAAGUGUUGUUUCUUAGUAGAUAAAAUCAAAAUCAUGAACACUGACUUUGAAAAUUUCUAUUCAUUGAGAAUUCUUAGGAGGUGCG
Dreissena polymorpha is the source of this 871-nucleotide messenger RNA. RefSeq lists its product as uncharacterized. The coding region runs from base 38 to 571 and encodes 177 amino acids. The record is from RefSeq and is a predicted model, not a curated record. Gene Ontology annotation, molecular function: protein binding. Gene Ontology annotation, cellular component: endoplasmic reticulum membrane. NCBI's taxonomy places the organism in Eukaryota, Metazoa, Mollusca, Bivalvia, Myida, Dreissenidae. The transcript is spliced from 5 exons. Gene Ontology annotation, biological process: ERAD pathway.